This is a messenger RNA of Paramecium pentaurelia, 757 nucleotides long. Lineage: Eukaryota; Ciliophora; Oligohymenophorea; Peniculida; Parameciidae. The record is from the annotation of a GenBank genome assembly.
UUUUUGAUGAUCAGAUUUUUAAGUAAAUUUGGUGCAUCUUAAUAAAAAAUGGUCACAUUCUUUUUUAAAAAUAAAGAUAAUUCCUUAACAAAAGUAACAACACCUAUUGGAUAAAAUUUAUUAUAAAUUGCACAUAAAAAUGAGAUUGAUUUAGAAGGUGCAUGUGAAUAAUCACUAGCAUGUUCUACUUGUCAUGUAAUAUUACCAAGUAAUAUAUAUUUUAUUGAUAUAGAAUAAUUAUAUGAUAAAGUGCCUUAACCUGUACCUGAAGAAGAAGAUCUAUUAGAUCUUGCUUAUGGAUUGACAGAAACCUCUAGGUUAGGAUGUUAAGUGAAGGUUGAUGAGAAAUUUGAAAAUGUUGUAAUAUCAUUACCAAAGGCUACAAGGAAUUUCUAUGUUGAUGGUCAUAAACCAAAACCUCAUUGAUUUAAUUAAAUUAUAUAUAUAAAUAUAUGUUAAAUAUAGACUACUUUAAUACAUUUAUUAGGCAGAAUAAUUGGUCAUAUUAAAAGAAUUAUAAAUAAAUUAUGUGACAUUGUCAAUCUAAAAUGGAUUUAUUCUCUUAAUUGUCAAUUUGGAUCUUAUAUCAUUAAACAAUAUAUUAGAUAUCACUUUCAAAAUCUACAAUUAUAAAAAAAGAGUAUUUUUGUUGAUGAUGUCUUUAUUAAACUUUGGAUUUAAUUCAUAUAAAAUAUUUUAACCUAUUUUUUUUAUUUAUCUAUCAUCUAUUUCACUUUUACAUUUUUUUAAUGAUUGA